AUGACUUAUAACUGCAAAAUUCCCAAACCUUUCCUACAUGUCUACGAUUCGUUUUCAUUUUCUUCGCCCCAAACCCUCUCUCUUUCUUCAAUAUUUUCCAUAAAUUUCUCCAACCUCUCCGAUUGCCAGAUUUAGAUCCGAUCUUUGGCAUCGUCGUUGCUUCUCCAAUGGCGGUGGUGUCACCGUUAGCCAAGUACAAACUGGUGUUCAUCGGCGAUCAAUCCGUCGGAAAAACUAGCAUCAUCACCCGUUUCAUGUACGACAAAUUCGACACCACCUAUCAGGCCACUAUAGGCAUCGAUUUCUUGUCAAAGACUAUGUAUCUUGAAGAUCGAACAGUUCGCUUGCAACUUUGGGAUACUGCUGGACAAGAAAGAUUUAGAAGUCUUAUCCCGAGCUACAUCCGAGAUUCUUCAGUGGCAGUGGUGGUCUACGACGUUGCCAAUCGCCAGUCGUUUAUAAACACUACAAAGUGGAUUGAAGAAGUGAGAACCGAACGUGGUGGUGAUGUUAUUAUUGUUCUUGUAGGAAACAAAACUGAUCUUGUUGACAAAAGACAAGUUUCCAUCGAAGAAGGAGAUAACAAGGCUCGUGAAAUCGGUAUCAUGUUCUUGGAAACUAGUGCAAAAGCUGGUUUCAAUAUAAAGCCACUGUUUCGGAAAAUAGCAUCUGCGUUGCCAGGGAUGGAGACGCUUUCGUCAACAAACAAGGAGGACAUGGUCGACGUGAACUUGAAGUCUAAUGCAAAUUCUUCCCAGUCACAGCAGCAAGGAGGCGGCUGUGCGUGCUAGAAUUAGGUGAGACGGGAGCAGGGGAGAAGCAAACAACAUUAACAUUUUUUGGAUUACAUGCUUAAAUCUCUUUGUUCUGGUUGGGGAUGUAGACUGCUUCGCUUAGAAUUUUGGUUAUUGUACUCUUGAACUAGUGCAUGUAUUUAUUCUUCUCUCUCUCUCUCUUCGAAUUUAA
Messenger RNA from Salvia hispanica, 966 nucleotides. Its product is annotated as ras-related protein RABH1e. The record is from RefSeq and is a predicted model, not a curated record. Gene Ontology annotation, molecular function: GTP binding; GTPase activity. NCBI's taxonomy places the organism in Eukaryota, Viridiplantae, Streptophyta, Magnoliopsida, Lamiales, Lamiaceae.